GGGCUGGGCUGGUACCAUGAGUGGCGGAAGGUUUGAUUUUGAUGACGGAGGAGCCUACUGUGGGGGCUGGGAAGGGGGCAAAGCCCAUGGGCAUGGCAUCUGCACUGGGCCCAAGGGGCAAGGGGAGUACUGCGGCUCCUGGAACUACGGUUUUGAAGUGGUAGGGGUCUAUACAUGGCCCAGCGGCAACACCUACGAAGGCUACUGGUCUCAAGGCAAGAGGCAUGGCUUGGGGAUUGAGACCAAAGGACGGUGGCUUUACAAAGGGGAAUGGACGCACGGCUUCAAGGGAAGGUAUGGGGUGAGGCAGAACGUCAGCAGCGGAGCAAAGUACGAAGGCACCUGGAAUAACGGGCUGCAGGACGGUUAUGGCACGGAGACCUAUGCGGAUGGAGGCACUUACCAAGGACAGUUCACUAAUGGUAUGCGGCAUGGUUAUGGAGUCCGGCAGAGUGUCCCGUAUGGCAUGGCAGCGGUAGUCCGCAACCCUCUCAGGACCUCCCUUACUUCCCUUCGUAGUGAGCACAGCAAUGGCACCCUGCUUCAGCAUGACUCUCCAUCUGCUAACCAGGAGAUUUUCCCCAUGACACCUACAAUCACGCGGGGUGGCUUUGCUCUUAGUUUGUAUGCGGAUGCUGAGGCUGGCAAGCUGAAGAAGGGAGGGCCUUUCAGACGGAGCUCCUUGUUUGGGAAAUUGAAGAAAUCAGAAUCCAAGACUUCCUUGGCUAGCCAAAGAAGCCGACUCAGCUUCCUCAAGAGCGAGAGUGUGAUCAGCUCUACUGGCAGUGAUGCCGCCUCCACAGCCAGUUUGGGUGAAGGAGCAGAGGGAGAGGACUUUGCACCUUUUGAUGCUGAUAUUGAUGCCACCACUACGGAGUCCUACAUGGGUGAGUGGAAGAAUGACAAGCGCUCAGGGUUUGGCGUGAGUGAGAGAUCGAGCGGUCUGAAAUAUGAGGGCGAAUGGCUGGAUAAUGUACGGCAUGGAUACGGCUCCACCACAUUGCCUGAUGGUAAGAAGGAAGAAGGGAAAUACCGGAUGAAUGUCCUGAUCAAAGGCAUGAAGAAGCGAGUGAUACCUCUGAAGAGUGCCAAGAUCAGGCAGAAAGUGGACCGGAGCGUGGAAGGAGCUCAGAGGGCAGCGGCCAUUGCCCGGCAGAAAUCUGAGAUUUCAACUUCUAGGACAGCCCAUGCCAAAGCCAAGUCAGAAGGUGCCGAGCAAGCAGCACUGGCAGCUAACAAUGAAUCCACUUUAGCCAGGUCAAUGGCCAGGGAACUAUCUCCGGACUUCUACCAGCCAGGCCCUGAAUAUUUGAAGAGGAGGCUGCUUCAGGAGCUCAUGGAGAAUGAAGAGCCUAUAGAGAAUACAGAAGAGGCACCAGCUGUGGAAGAGGCACCACCUCCACCAGUCGCUUCAGAAAGUCCCCAGGCUGAUGAGGAGCAGGAUUCCAGCAAACCCAAGGAAAGUCCACUUCGUACUCCAUCACCAGCUGGAACUCCCCCAGAGGCAAAGCGUGCUAAGCAGAGUUCCCAGAAAGAUGGUUUUGUUGGCCCUGGAAGCUGGAAUGGGGAUCACAGCAAGGAUGGGAGUCGUACAGGGAGUAGGCCCAACACACCUUCCAAUGCAUUGCUGGCACCUGCAGAGAAGUCAACAGGUAACAUCAGGCCCGCCUCCCGGAGCCCCAGCCAGCCUAGCCAUGUGAGGAGUGCAGCUGAGCAGAUGGAGAUCAAACCCCUUCAGAGGAUACAGAAAGAAGGUGACGUUGCCUUAUUUCAGGGCUAUCACAGUUAUGCUGUGAGGACCUCCCCGGUUACUCCCCCAGUGGACUAUGAGGAAGAAUCAUUCCCUGACUCCAAAGCACCCACCAAGUCAAGUUCCCCAGAGCCAAAAGCUGAGGUGAAGGCUAUUGAACACAAAUCAGAGCCCCAAAAGAGGGGAGGUACCCCUGUCCCUCCACAUGAACCAGCUCAUGAAGAGAAAAAAACACCCAAAGCAGAACUUAAGCAGGAGCCCAAGCAACUCCCCCCAACUGAGCACAAAGUGGAAGAGAAAACAGAAGUUGUAGCAGAAGCCAAGACCGAACGGAAGUCGGAGGCUAAGGUUGUGGCCAAAAUUGAGCCCAAGGCUGUUGUGAAAAAGGCUCCUCCACAUGAAGCAGCGGCAACAGAGGUGGAAGAAAACGAAGAGGGACCGAACACAGUCAUCAUCUGCAUGGUCAUCUUAUUGAACCUUGGCCUGUCCAUCUUAUUUGUGCAUUUUCUGACAUGAUGAGAUGCUAAGACAAGAAGUUUCUGCUGAUGUAUACAACAGACCUUAUCAGGGAUAUAAUGGAAUCCACUCAUAAUCAUCUAAAGAGGGAGGAGCUUAUAACCCAGUGGUUGCACUGUGGCCCUGAACUUUCAAGAACACUUCUUUUACUCCAACCAUGGGUGAUCUUCUCUGUCCAGCAAGAAGAAGUCUUCCUCAUUCUUUCUUUUGUUAUGAACUAGAAUUGCCUGAAAGGUUCAUUUCUUUGAUGAACUACUGUGCUGCUGUUUGAAGACACCAGGUUUCAUCUGUAAUUGUGGAAACACAAAUGAAACAGGCUCUUUCUUGAAUGCCACCAAGAAAACUAACUCCAAGCUCCAUUGGAAGACUCAUUGUUCUAGAUCUCCUGAAGAACACCACAAUCAUAAAUCAUGAAACAGCUAGAAAAAUUGUUAUAGCCGUGGAUUUAGUUUCCCCACCCAAACCAAGAUUGUUACUAGCCCAUUGUUAAGAAAAUGUAAGCUAUUUUCCCUGCUGCUACAUAAUUUUAAAUCGUUCUGUUUAGAAGUCCAGACUCUAAACUUUAUUUGAAUAGCAAGUCCCAUACUAGGACAUGAGAGAAUCCAUAGUGAAGAAAUGAAACAUGUCUCUUGUCAGGGAUUUCAGUGUAAAGAUGCAUAGAAGUAGUCUGAAUGUAAGCAAUCCCCAGAAGGUGGGUCCCUUACAACACUGCUGUGUAACAAUUAAGAAAGAAUGCAUCUUCUUUUAGAAUUUAAAAUACUUGCUAAUUGGAGGAUGCAGUCUUUUAAAACAUGGCUUACUGCUAGUACUCUUGUUCAGGGGAGUUGCCUAUUCCUCAGAAAUUAGACCAACAGUGGGCGUCACAUGCUUUACCUUUGCACAUUAUACAUUUAUCUGGGUAUCUAGAUGCACAUGUGACUUAGCAUCUUGCUAAGCCCUGAAAUCUGUGCUUCAAUCCUUAGUGUGCAUGCAUAUUUUCCCCACUUCCUUCUUGAACACAGCACAGACUUUUGAAUCAGUUUCAAAAGCUUUUUAAAGUGCCUUAUUUAAAACUAACUGUGAAUUGCUAUGCAUAUUGACACUCCUUCAUACAGCUGCAGCUGGUUAAAAACAAGAAAGUAAAAGAGAGUUAGAGAGAUGGUAAGAUGAAUGGGUUGAAAAAAGAAACUCCAGGUGCAGAUGCCAAGCAAUGAAAGGCUUAUGGUACAGUACUGCAGAUACAGAGCAGGUAGACACAAGGAUUGUGUUUUAGGAGCAGAUCAGAUACAACUCAUGAAUUGCUGAAAAUGAGAUCGGAAAACAGGAGCGGUGGUGUUCUGUUUUUGUUUUUUUGCCUUUGUUCUUUCUUUUAUGUAUUUUAAUCAGAAUAUAUUGUAAAUUGGAGUUGGGGGGAUAAAUUAUCUUUGCCCCAAAGCCAUGCAUUGUAACAGUCCUUGGGGGAAAUGUGUUUUAGGAAUGUCCACAGAACAUGAGUUAAUAACAAUUUUGCCAGCCUUGGGUUUCAUGAUGUUUUGCUUUUCAAAUCUGACAGACUGUUUCCUAGCGCCCCAGCUGCCAGGUGUACGGUUUCAAUAUGCCAGUUGCUUUGUAACGAAGUCUGUGAUUUUCUUUGAGAGACCUAAGUGGCCUUCAUUGAUCAUGAAGCACAAAAUCUGAUCCUUUUGAAAGUGCUGCAAUUGCCCCCGCUGCCCUAUCCACCCACUGAGUUUCACAUCAAUACGAUGUGCUCCCGUUGUUGUGCUUUAUUCCUUGCCAUCUGAUGAGACAAGUAGGUAGAUUUGCUUUAUGUGCAUAUGAAAAUAUGUUGACUGGGAUUCAGAGAGCUACUUUAGGUAUGCCUAAAGGCUUUGUGUGCACCCGGUGGAAUUUUUGACUUUAAAAAAAAAAUCUUUUGAGCAGCUGCUACUUCAUGCCAAACCACAGACUGCUUUUGAAACUUGUCACUUUAAAUGCAGUUUUUCAUGCAGCGUGGCAAUCUGCUGUUCAAAGAAGUCCAGAACCCCCAUGUGGUGCACAAGACUGAAUGGACUGUUCUUUGGAUCCUAUACGUAUGUGUUGUACGCCAUAUACUAUUUAUAUAUUCAGUGCUCUCUUAAAAGAGAGAGAUCUUGAGGACAUGUGCACACAUUGUUAUCCAUUGGUCAUGACAAAGCAUAAUAACUGCUGUGUUUACAUGCAGGUAUCCAGAAUCCUACCUCUAAGAAGUAUCUCCAAUUCAAUAGAGCAGGGGUGGAUCACCUCUGAACUGUAGCUCCUUGUUCUUUGCCUUCUUUUUCUCAAAUCCUGAGAACCUCAGCCUUCUGUAGAAAAUUGGUAAUUUUCUAGCCUCGUUCCAAAGAUGGGAUUGAACAAAAUCAGCAAAAACUAUGUAAUACACAAACAUAGUGCCUUGAAUCAAGAGUCUCGAGUAAGUUUCUGCAUUUGUGAGUGUUUCCAUUCAUUCCUGCAGAGCUGGCAUCUCCACAUGUGAAAAGUAAUGCAUAUGUGAUUGGCCCCCUUUUUUCAAAUGAAUGGGAAAGGUCUGGCAGGUGCAGUAGGCUCAUGUGUGCCUCCUAGUGCCCAACUGUGUCUCCUAAACUGCCUGAUCAGAGGAAAUAUGUGUGCACAAGACUUGAAAGUGUUUGUUUCCUAGAGUGAGCAGGAACAGGUUUACCUCAAAUUUGCAUGCCUUCAAAAAGAGGAUUUUGUUACAUUUUUCAGGUCUUACAAAACUUCAAAUGCAUUUUAUCUCCAUCAGCAACACACCUUAAUCACAAGUUUUUUUGAUGUUUUUUUAAAAGUGUAUGACAAUUUGUGUAGUAUUGUCCCGGAGUUUCCAUCAGUUAUUCUGCUGGAUUAUGUGCAAUAAUAAAAAAGUUAUUUUGCUCAUGUUA
Molecule: messenger RNA, 5139 nt
Organism: Hemicordylus capensis (graceful crag lizard)
Lineage: Eukaryota; Metazoa; Chordata; Lepidosauria; Squamata; Cordylidae
Gene: JPH2
Product: junctophilin 2
Exons: 6
Coding region: 17-2266 (749 amino acids)
Cellular component (GO): plasma membrane; endoplasmic reticulum membrane; junctional membrane complex
Source: RefSeq, a predicted model, not a curated record